AUGUCAGGAGCGAAAAAGGCGUACAACAUCAAUAAGAGAUACUGCGACCACAUGAUGAAUGCGCUCCUGCUCCACGAUGGGAGUAACAUAGCGAUGACCGUAAGAGCGAAAAGUGUGGAUAUUGAGAUCAGUCAGUUGAACGAUCUGGCUGAUGUUGGCAUUCAUUAUGCCCCCACACAUUCAUCUUACUCGAGAGUACUGCAAACAGCAACGAAUGUUAAGAUCUUUAUCUACGCAGAGCUUUCAGAUACUCCGUGUAGUGUGGAGCCCGAAGUAACUGAGAACAGCUCAGAUAGCAAGAAAACGACAACACGAAGCAUGUCGGAGUCCCGUCAAACUCGACGUAAGACAGAACAAGAUGCUGAACAUAAGCGAAUCGGAGACCUAGCCAAGAUGCUCAUUCCUCACUGGAUAGCUUCGAAACGAAUUCAACGAUUGACCGUAGAGUUAACGGAAGGCGACAGUGGAAAUGAAAGCAUCCUAGCGGACGCAGUUAUAGUAACUAUUGUUUCGCAUCAAGUCGGUCUUGCUAAUGCAAUACCUUCACUUUUGCGUCAUCUUAUGAGCCUCACGCGUUGUUCCGUAUGUAUGCCUGUAGACUUGGCCAGUAUUUGUCUAGCAUGUGAAACAUAUGUUCAACUUAUUAGAAUUCAUCAAAAUCAGAUAAAGUUCUCUGCUGAUGCGUACUCUGAGCUUAGGGAAAAGGUGUCGGCACGUGGUGAAAGUCAUCCUGUAGAGCGAUAUGAAGAAGAUCAUAUAGGUUUGUACGAAUGCAAAGUGCGUCGCCAAGCAGUAGCUCUGAAAUUAUACGUUUAG
Molecule: messenger RNA, 816 nt
Organism: Necator americanus (New World hookworm)
Lineage: Eukaryota; Metazoa; Nematoda; Chromadorea; Rhabditida; Ancylostomatidae
Exons: 6
Coding region: 1-816 (271 amino acids)
Source: RefSeq, a predicted model, not a curated record